Planococcus citri (citrus mealybug) is the source of this 4414-nucleotide messenger RNA. RefSeq lists its product as uncharacterized. The record is from RefSeq and is a predicted model, not a curated record. The coding region runs from base 75 to 4238 and encodes 1387 amino acids. Lineage: Eukaryota; Metazoa; Arthropoda; Insecta; Hemiptera; Pseudococcidae. The transcript is spliced from 3 exons.
CAUAUCUCUUGUUCAAUAGGCAAAAUACGUUUCACGCAACUGUAAAUUAAACCAUUAAUGUAUUUGUAACGAUCAUGAAAUUAUCACCUUUAACACUUCCGAUUAUUGCUGGUAUUUUUAUCUUAGUCGACGGACAAAAGGGAUGUCGUAGACGAAGAAUCAAAUAUGUACAGCCAAUCUUACCACCACCUCCUCCUCCUCCACCACCUACUUUUACUUGCCAGUCUUUUGAUGAUGACAUAAUCGGCAGGGAUGUCGGCAAUACAGAUAAUCCAAACCAUCCAAAUCUGAGCUGCUUACUGUUCGCCGAUGACGGCUGUAAUGUUUCCUGUAAUCUCAUGUGUGACAUAAAUGGCUGCCAAAGCGACGGAUAUUGCAGUCAAAAGUUAUACUGCCAUUGCAAUGAAGUAUACUUUAUCGAGAAUCAAGCGAUCUCAGCGGAUCAAUUUAAGAAGCUAACUUUUGAAGAUCUAUGGGCUUAUAAAUUCAAAAGUUCCAAUAAUUCUCCAAACUUGAAAAACCGUAUAUUUCAAAGCAAACAGCUGUAUAAUUUUAUAAUGCCCUUACUUCAGAAUCCUCACAUAAGUGGACGCGAUAUCAAACAAGCGUUAAUCCAAAAAUACCCAAAAUUAUCAUCAGCAGCUGAGAAUUUGCUACCUCGAGAGCAUGGAGUCAAGACGAAAUUAUUUGGUGAUAACGAAGCUGGAGAAAAUCUGCAUCAGUAUAUUCAAAGUAUGAUGAACACUAUACAGAAUUCAAUUUAUGAUCGAUUAAGUCAUAUGAGGUAUAUGCGUAGGAUUAUUAAUCUGAUCAAGAACAUAGAUAAUAAAGAUGACCUUUCUUACAUCUUGCGGCAAAUCCGCCAGAUUGGUAACGAAAGGUUAUUUGAGAGAGUGAGAAGGUAUCUCAUGAAGAGAGGCUACUUCUUUGAUGAUGAUCUCAGACCUAUCUCCAAAAAAGCUGGCUUUUGCAUGAAAAAGAAAGCCAAGUGUAAAUGUAAAAAGAAAUUUAAAUCCAAGCCGAAGAGAUUCUUCUAUAAUUAUGGAAACACAUUUGUUAACGAUGAGGAUGAUUCUGAUUGGGUCGAAGAUGAAGAGGAAGUAAUCGAGUUGGCGCUUAUAAAUGAACUCAUUGGCAGUAAUAAUGCUGAAGGUAAAUAUCCCAGCAAUACAAUCUUGGACAAACAACCACUGCAAGAUGCGGAGUAUACAAUGGGUCAAAUAGAUGAAGAGGUUCCAUUUAUUGAGGAUACAAUCAUUACAAAACCUUCACCAACAAUUAAUGCAAUAGCAGAUAAAAAUACACAACUCAACAAAAAUCCAAUGAUACCUCAGAAUGAUGCUUCUUAUGUAAUCACCUCAGGAGGCUCUGGGAACUCGGCUGUCAUAUCUAAGCAACCAAAGAAAUUUACACAGCAGAUGAAUUACCCAGAAUAUGAGGUUCCAAUACUUGAAGAUACAGUCAUUACAAAACCUUCACCUACAAUCAAUGCAAUAUCAAAUCCAACUAUACCUCAGAGUGAUGCUUCAUAUGUAAUCACAUCUGAUAGCCCUGGGAACUCUGCCAUCACAUCACAGCAACCAAAGACAUUUGUACAGCAAAUGAAUUAUCCAGAAUACUCGUAUGAGACUCCAGUUACUGAGGAUACAACAAUUAUGAAACCUCCACAAACUACCCCCAAUGUAACACCUGAAAACACAAUCCAAUUCAACAAAAAUUCAAUUGUAACUCCUACUGAUACUACAUAUGUUAUUACUUCUGAUACUCCCAAUUCCUCAGAGAUCAUAUCUCUACCACCAAAUACAUAUGUGCAGCAGAUUAACUAUCCAGAGUAUAAUAUUCCAAUAAUUGAAGAUGGAACAAUCACAAAUUCUUCACAAGCUACAUAUAAUGUGUUACCUGACAAGAUUACCAAAUUCAAUCAAAACUCAAUGGCACCUUCCACUCAUACUACAUAUGCAAUCACUUCAAAUACUCCAGAUUACUUUACGAACUUACCUCAGCAGCCAAAAAUAUACUUACAGAACAUGAAAUAUCCGGAAUAUGGAACAUUCCUCAAUGGUGCUGGAAAUGAUUACAUCUUUGAGAAACCACAGCCAGAUUCAUUUUCCAACACAUUCACAAAUUAUGAUAAUCAGCCAAUUUCCAAUUUGUUUACAUCUCCACAAACCAUGUACUUUGAAGAAAAGACACAACCAAGUACUGUUCCACUUCAAAAUCCCAACACAGCCACAAUGGAAUACACUAGUAAGCCUACAUCAACUCCACUGACAAUCUCUUCUCAAACUGGGGAGCAAGCACCUCAAACAAUAGUUAUGGAACCUCAAGUCCUUCAUAGUUCUUCAAAUAUAGAAAAUAUCCCACAACUUAUCAAACCUCCCACACCACCUUUUAUGCCUAAGAUUGAGCGGAUCAAUGAGUCAACCAUACCAUCUCCUCAACUUAUUCAAAAACCUUCAAAACCACUUCAACCCUCUCAAAAUCUCGCAGACCUCACACAUAAGAUAACCACAUCUUCUCAAAAACUCGAAAAUCAAAAACCACAACUCAUAAAGCCAGCUCAGAAUCUUCUACAACAAUUCAUUACAGAGAAACCAGCUCCAAAAAUACCAGAAACAAGCCCAUAUCUGCAUAAACCAUUGAACACUGAAGAUCUUAAAGUGCUUGACAUUCCUGAUACUUCUCCUUCUGUAGAGUCUUCAUUUGUUAAACAUCACUAUGGUCCUGAAACAACAAGCACCAUGAAAAUGCUUCCCCCAUCACCACAAACUUCCAUCAACAGGCCCGAAUCAUACACAGAAUAUUUCAUAGAAGAUGAAAAAACAACCCCAUCUCUCCCUGAAUCACAAGCAUCACCUAAAGUAUACUCAGAAUCAUCUUACAGUAGUUCACUUCCUGAACCUAAUUUACCUCAAAUAGAAACUGCUACACCUUACAAUAAUUAUGAUUUAGUCAACAAUAAUAAUAAUUUUGAUGCACCUCCUACUUAUCCCUUAUCCAGUGAUAACUUUGCAGAUUAUCAUAAUCAUAUACCACAAAUGAGUUCGCCUGAAACACAAUCAACCAAAAUACCACCACCUCCAGUUAUGCAGCCACCUAAAAAUAAGAUUUAUUAUCAAAUAUUAAUGGAUGAGAAUGGAAACAUAAUCAAAUCAGCCAAUUAUCAAUAUGCCAAUCAACCCCAAUAUUACCAAGACACCCAAUUACCAUCUGGACCAAUUCCUCAGUAUACACCAACCACUGGCCCAGCAGAUCAGCCAUUGUUGGAUAAAUUUGAUAAGCAAACGUUACUAAAUGCUGCUAAAGCCAAACCAGGAGAAAGUGUUGCAAUUGACUAUGAUUUAGAAAACACAGACAAUAUACCAGUUUUUGAUAUUCCUUCAGAUAUAGACAUGGCUUCGGGAACAUUGAGCAUGUCUCCUGAUGCAUUUAAUGAAUAUGUUAUGCAACAUAAUGAAAAUAGUGGUAAUAAUUGGGAGACAAUGCCUAUAAGCUACACCACUGAAGAUUCAUAUAAUGUAAUGAAUAGCCCUGGAAUUAUCAAAGCGCAAAACACUGGAAUGAAUUUGUUAAGAACUGACACACAAUAUCCCUUUGAAAUUGAUAAUAAUAAUCUUCAAAUCCAAACAAAUGAUGGUUUAACUUUAGAUUAUGAAGAAAAUGGUGCUGGUAAUAAUAAUUGGUCAACUUAUUCAAUCAGUGACACAGGUCCAUCAAACAACCUUCCCAUUGAUUAUCAAAAUUAUAUGAUUGAUAUGGAUAACAUGUUAGUCAAGAAUGGUCCUGGAACAAUGUCAAAUGGCAAUGAUAUGAUGCACUAUGACUUAAAUUCAGAUGAGGGAGCAAUUAAUAUAGAAAUUCACGAUGGUCCUGAUUAUGCAGAUGGAAAUGCUCUAACACACAAAUCUGAAUAUAGUGCUCACAAUUCUAAAAACUUUCUAGCAGAGAAAGGGAAUGGAAUCUCUCAAAACUUGAACUCCGAUGAAAAUUCCAUUACUAUAGAUAUCAUGGGUGAAUCCAACAGUGCUGAAGGAAAUAUCAAUAAAUAUGGGUCAAGUUCAAAAUCUAGCAGUGUAAUUAAAACGAGUUAUCAAGCUAGCUCUAAAACCACAAAUAAUAAUACUGUACCAGUAAAAGUGAUCAGUCAUGUUGAUCCUAAUUCAUCAAAAAAUGGAGAAGACAUUUCUACAGCUUGUGAUUUUCCAGUUGACCCUGAAGACGAUUUAUUGAAUUUCUAAAUUCACACACAAAAAAAAUCAUUUUUUAAUUGCAUAUCAAUUUAUACACAUUUUGAUUCAUAAAUGAGUGCCCUACAAAGGGAUAUUUACAAAUACUUUGUCACCUAAAUGUCUUAUUAUUACUGAAAUGUCAAAUUGUUCAUGGUUGAAGAAAAUAAAAAUAUUAAAAAAAUUGU